This is a messenger RNA of Rotaria sordida, 207 nucleotides long. The record is from the annotation of a GenBank genome assembly. NCBI's taxonomy places the organism in Eukaryota, Metazoa, Rotifera, Eurotatoria, Philodinida, Philodinidae.
AUGUCUUUAUUGAAUUUUCGCAUAAAUAUUGCUACUGUUUUACUUAAAUCUAGUCCACCACCACUUAUCAUAAAAUGUGGUCGACCAUCAUUAGAAUCAAAAUUAAAUGAAAAUAAUUCAACAACAACUUCACAAGCUUCACCAACUUUAGCUCCACUUUCAAGUACACGAUUCGACAAAUAUGAUCAUUGGCCUACAAUAACAUAA